Poecile atricapillus (Black-capped chickadee) is the source of this 2574-nucleotide messenger RNA. RefSeq names its product endosulfine alpha (gene ENSA). NCBI's taxonomy places the organism in Eukaryota, Metazoa, Chordata, Aves, Passeriformes, Paridae. The transcript has 3 exons. The record is from RefSeq and is a predicted model, not a curated record. The coding region runs from base 252 to 725 and encodes 157 amino acids. Gene Ontology annotation, molecular function: protein phosphatase inhibitor activity. Gene Ontology annotation, cellular component: cytoplasm.
ACCAGUGAUGGGUGUGGGGGAAGGAGACUGGGAGAUGUGGAGCUGUGGGAAGCAGUCAGAGAUCGUGGAAUGGCUUCAGGGCACAGAGCUUUGGGUGCAGCUCUCAGACCUCCUGACCCCUAAAAUCCUGUCUAGGAGUCCUAAAAACUCUCCAGGAUACCCAAAAUUCUGCUUGGAAUUAUUGAAAAUAGGAGCCCCAAAUCCUACCUGAGAUCCCCCAAAAUGCUUCCCAGGAGCCCAAAAUCCUCUUGAUGAUCUGGAAAUCAUCCCCUGGAUCUCCAAAUCCUAACUGGAACCUUCCCAGGAGACCCCAAAUCCUACCUGGGACCCCCCAGAAUCCUCCAGCAGAACUUUCAAAUUCUACCAGGACACCUAAAUAUCCUCCCAGGAUGAUCUGGGAAGGGAAAUCAGGGAUUCAUGGACUGGACACUCAGGAGAAGGACAAAGCCAUCCCCCCCGAGAGGGCAGAGGAGGCCAAGCUCAAGGCCAAAUACCCCACCCUGGGCCAGAAGCCUGGAGGCUCCGAUUUCCUGAUGAAGAGGCUGCAGAAAGGGCAAAAAUACUUUGAUUCUGGCGACUACAACAUGGCCAAGGCGAAGAUGAAGAACAAGCAGCUGCCAAGUGCAGGGCCUGACAAGAACCUGGUGACAGGAGACCACAUCCCCACGCCCCAGGACCUGCCACAGAGAAAGUCCUCACUGGUCACCAGCAAGCUGGCAGGGUAGCCUGCACUCUCAGCUGGGGCUGCCCUCUUUUUGUCUCUUUUCUUUUGGCUAAAUGGAUUGAACUUCACUGUACCAUAGGGACGGGAGCACCAGAAUCCACGUAGUUGUUUGAGUCUUUGCAGCGAACACACCCCAAAUCUGAGUCAGGGGCAGGGCAGGGUUGGGUUGGCCCUUCCUCUCAGCGAGGCUUUGCCUUAAUUUUCCAGCUGUUUGAAACGUUCCCAGCUCACAGAGGCACUGGAAUGCUGCAUCCUCGCUGGGACAGCCCUGGGAGGAGCAGGAGAGGGACAGGAGGCACCUGGAGGAGGGGACAGUGGGGCUGAGGCCUUGGGGGUCACAGAGACUGACCCAGCUGGGCAGGAGGUGUCAUCCCAGACCUGGCAGGUGUGAUCCCUGAUCAUGAAAAUGUGAUCCCAGACCUGGCAGGUGUGAUCCCUGAUCAUGAAAAUGUGAUCCCUGAUCAUGAAAAUGUGAUCCCUGAUCAUGAAAAUGUGAUCCCUGAUCAUGAAAAUGUGAUCCCAGGUCUGGCAGGUGUGAUCCCUGAUCAUGAAAAUGUGAUCCCUGAUCAUGAAAAUGUGAUCCCAGGUCUGUAGGCAUAGUCAGCUGUGUGUGUUGGAGCUUCAAAAGUGAAGAAAUUGACUGAAAUGAAAAGAAUUCCAGGGGGUUGUUGGUCUGAGCUGCCUGGGCUCUGUCCCUGGUUCAGCUCACGUGUCCAGCAGGAGUGGGACAGGGUUUGAAACAUCCUGGUGGCUUGGUUGGGGGUAGAGCCCCAGCACAGCUGCCCCUGGCUGAGCCUGGCCAGAGGGGCUUGGCCAAGGCCAGGGGGCAGUUCCUCAGUCCCUGCUCAGUUCUGUCCAGCAGGGCAGAGUCUGGCCAGGGCUGAGGUGAGGACAGAUCUUCUCCAGCCCCAGGGAGUGGGAGCUGAAUGCUGCAGCAGCUCAGGACACAGCAGAGCCCUGCCCAGGCACCUCCUGCUCCUGGGUGCUCACAGACCUGCAGCAGCCAGGGAGAGCCAUUUGUGCUGCUGGAACUGAUAAUGGAGAGAGGCAGGACUGGGAGUGACCGCCCAGAAAGGGAUAAAAAGCACCAGAGUGGAAUUUGAAGGGUGUUGAGGCAAGCCUGUUUUGAAAGUGUUGGGUAUGCCAAGCUUGGAUUUCUUUUUUCUCCUGCUUUUUCCCUUGUGUUUUCUUUGUCUCAAGCCUGGGAAAAAAAAAAAUAAGAAAACCCCCAAACUAACACCAACUUCACAACAAAAAGUCCCAAAGCUAACAAGCUGUUGCUGCAGCAGAAGCACACAUGCUGGGGGUAGCACUGUCCUCUCCUGGUGCCCUGGAUCCCAGUGGCCUUUUCCAUGCAGUGGGAAUUGUGUGUGCCAGGGAAUCCCAAAACCUGCCCCAGUUUUCCAUUCUGGAAGCACAAGGGCCAGAGGAAGGAGUGAAGAAGGGCAGGGGUUUCCCUUUGUGUGUUCCUGCUCAGCUGGGUGUUCCCUGGGAACCUGGGUCACUUCCCUGGCCUGGCUGCACCAAGGUGUUGCUUCCCAGGAAUGUUUGCAGAGGGUGUGAUGGAAUUUGUGUCUGCCUUCAGCUGGUUCCUGGAUCCUCCCGUGAGAAACAGCCCCUGGGGCUGCUCCUGGCCGCUCUCUGGGGAAGGGACAAGGGAUGUGGUGGGAUUUUGGACCUGCUCCUUGUCCCCACAGGGUCCUGCUCUGGCUCCAGCACUUUUCCAGCCCCUGUGUGACCUGGCUGGGGCAGUGGCUGCACACCCUCCUUGGAUGUCCUGCUGUCUGUCCCAGCCAUGUUGUAAAUAGAUACAAAUAUAUAAAAAUAUAUAUAAUUUUUUACAUGUUCAA